AUGGAAAGUACGCCGCUGGUGCAGCGAAGAGGAGAUGCGCGCACGCGGAAUUUGCACGCCGUAUCCCCGGAAUAUGUGAUUAGUGUGUUUGAGCCGAUAGAGGGCCAUGGGGGAAGCUCUGAGACCGAUGAGAUCGAUGCUGUGGACGAUGUUUCAUUUUACGACAUGGUGGACAAUGUGCGUGCGACGAUUGCCGACGGUGUGCAGCCGCGCAUGAUCUCCCUGGGCUCUAGCGGCUCCUAUGUUGUGUGGACUCGCGAAGAGAGUGGGAUGCAAAUCGCAGGCGUGUUCAAGCCCAUGGACGAAGAGCCGUACGGAAACUUGAACCCCAAGCGCAUCUUUUUACGCAAGUACCUGUGGUGGGCAAUGGGCCGGCCGUGUUUGAUUCCGAAUUUUUCGUACUUGUCCGAGGUGGGUGCCUCCUACUUGAAUGACCGGCUCGGCCUAACGCUGGUGCCCACGACAAGGCUCGUUGGGUUCUCGAGCCCAUCGUUCCAUUAUCUGUACAGCGAUAAAAAACGCUGGGAACGCAAUCACAUACCCUUGCCCGUCAAGAUUGGUUCUCUGCAGCGCUUUUUGGAUGGAUACGUGAAUGCAAGCGAGUUUUUGCAAAAACACUCGCUCCCGGGCCGCCCCCGCGAUUUGCUUGUGGACGAUUUGGAAGCGGAAAACCGCGCACACCGACUGAGUCGGCGUAAGGAACGCGCGCGUUUGCGCAUGUGUUUCAUUGGUCUCAAGCGCCUUUUGCUGUGCCGGUAUGGCAGGGGUCCGUAUGGGAGUUCGCACGUUGCGGAUCAAGGUUCGGCGGUACACACAGACGCACACACGGCGUAUCCUACGACGAAGCCCAUGUCCAGAUCACAGACCACAGAAACGUUUGUGUGGACCGAGCGCCGCUGGAACGAUUUCCGCCACGAGCUUGAGAAGCUGGUCAUUCUCGACUUUCUCAUGCGGAACACCGAUCGUGGCUUGGACAACUUUAUGAUUUACGUCAACGAGCAUCCACGCCCCGGCGAGAGUUCUAUCACAAUCGGUGCCAUUGAUAACUCGCUCGCAUUUCCGCACCGGCACCCACAUGGCCUGCGCGACUAUCCGUACGGGUGGCUGUUUCUCCCGACCAGUAUUAUUGGCCUCCCAUUUUCUGACGAGACGCGGCGCCUCUUUCUUCCGAAGCUGUGCAGCCCAGCGUGGUGGCAAAAGACCACCGAAGGACUUGCGCGCAUUUUCUCCCAAGACGCGCAUUUCCACCUCCGCACGUUUGAGCGUCAGAUGGAAGUGAUGCGGGGCCAAGGUCAUACCAUUGUCCAGUGCUUGCAGAACAAAGAAGAUGGGCCCAUGCAGCUGUGUGCGUAUCCCAAGCGCCUGGUCCGCCAAUCGGUGCAUAUGUUGACACCCUCUGAGCUUCGACUGCACAGCGCUGCAGAGCUUGCGCCGGCAAGCUCGGCGCAUACGGUUGAUGCGACACAGGGCUUGGAAGCGAUGGAUAUGAAACAUGGCGCAUCGAUGGACAGCGACCUGUCGCAAGAAAUGCAUGCACCACACUCUCUUUCUACCGAGCAUCUCGGGAGGAGCCCCGAGUCAGAACCACGCGCAAUUGACGUUGUGGAGCGGAUCAGCGCGCUGGCUGAUCGCGUGGCAAAGAGCGCAUUGGAAGAUACACAGAAGCGUCGCAUACAACCGCAGCGCGAAAGGCCUUUGACAGGCUACGGUGCAGUGCAUAUCGCAUCACAGUCCAUGCACACGCCAAACCAUCCGUCAUCCGUCCCUCAGGGGUCAAUGCCCGUCUUGGUGGAGCAUUUGGUCCCCGACACGCACAGUACAUGGUCCACAUGA
Molecule: messenger RNA, 1833 nt
Organism: Malassezia vespertilionis
Lineage: Eukaryota; Fungi; Basidiomycota; Malasseziomycetes; Malasseziales; Malasseziaceae
Gene: lsb6
Product: 1-phosphatidylinositol 4-kinase
Exons: 1
Coding region: 1-1833 (610 amino acids)
Biological process (GO): endosome organization; phosphatidylinositol phosphate biosynthetic process; Golgi organization
Cellular component (GO): trans-Golgi network; lysosomal membrane; plasma membrane
Molecular function (GO): 1-phosphatidylinositol 4-kinase activity
Source: RefSeq, a predicted model, not a curated record